Lotus japonicus is the source of this 2981-nucleotide messenger RNA. RefSeq names its product probable GTP diphosphokinase RSH2, chloroplastic. The record is from RefSeq and is a predicted model, not a curated record. Lineage: Eukaryota; Viridiplantae; Streptophyta; Magnoliopsida; Fabales; Fabaceae. Gene Ontology annotation, cellular component: chloroplast. Gene Ontology annotation, biological process: guanosine tetraphosphate metabolic process. The transcript has 18 exons. The coding region runs from base 195 to 2777 and encodes 860 amino acids.
GAUUGUAGUCAGAAAGAAAAAAAUUCAAGCAUUCACCAUAACCUUUCCUUUCCUUCUCCUCUUUUUCCAUCCACUCAUUUUCUCCCUCACAUUUUCCCGGGAAAAUAACCGUCUCUCUCUCUCACACACACACCAUCAUCAUCAUCAUCAUCAUCAUCAUCAUCAUCAUCUUCACUGUACUCUGCAGCUUGAGCAUGAGCACAACCAUGCUCUCAUGCCAACGCUCUUCCACAAUGUUCGCUCGUCAAACCACUUCUCCAUUUCUUCACAGAUUCCGUCACUUCAAACUCAAACCUCACCGCCCUCGAUUUCGCUGCUUGCUCGACCAAAUCGUUGCUCCCUCCUCGUCGUUGACCUCCGCGAAUGUCAUCGCUGCCGCUGCUAAGGCCGCCUCCGUCCACGGCGCUGUCUCCUCCGCCAUCACUCAGGUUGCCGUCACCGCCUUCGCUAUUGCUUCCGGUGCUUGUCUCUCCACCAAGGUUGAUUUCUUAUGGCCUAAAUUGGAGGAACAAACAGGUGCCAUUAUGCAGGAUGGAGUAGAUAUUACUGGCUACACUAUAUUUGAUGAUGAAAAGGUCCAGAAGGCUAUAGCGUUUGCAAGGAAAGCGCACCGAGGCCAAAUGCGGAAGACAGGAGAGCCUUAUUUAACACACUGUAUCCAUACAGGAAGAAUCUUGGCAGCGUUGGUUCCAUCAAGUGGUAAACGAGCUGUUGACACGGUCGUGGCUGGUAUUUUACAUGACGUGGUUGAUGACGCUUGUCAAAGUCUACAGGACAUUGAGGCAGAGUUUGGGGAUGAUGUAGUCAAGUUGGUAGCUGGUGUUUCAAGGUUAAGCUAUAUAAAUCAGCUAUUACGCAGGCAUCGAAGGGUAAGCGUGAACCAGGGUGUCCUUGGCCAAGAAGAGGCAAGUAAUUUACGAGUGAUGCUUUUGGGAAUGGUUGAUGAUCCACGUGUUGUGCUCAUCAAGCUUGCAGAUCGUCUUCACAACAUGAGAACAAUUUAUGCUCUGCCAUUGCAAAAGGCUCAAGCUGUUGCAGAGGAGACCUUAAUUAUUUGGUGUUCACUUGCAUCAAGAUUGGGUCUAUGGGCUUUGAAAUCUGAACUCGAAGAUCUGUGCUUUGCUGUUCUACAGCCUCAAAUAUUUCAAAAGAUGCGAGCUGAUCUAGCUUCCAUGUGGAGCCCUUCAAGCAGAAUAGGAAAUCCGAGAAGAUUAUCUGUGAAAGGAAACUUGAUACCUUCGGAGGAGAACAAUUCAACUUCUUUCGACAAUAAAUCCGUGACAUUCAAGGAGGAUGUCUCUAGUAUGAAGGAUCUUUUGGACGCUGUAGUCCCAUUUGAUAUUUUGUUGGAUCGGAGAAAACGGGCUAAAUUUCUCAGUACUUUUGGGAAUAAUAUGGAGACAUGCAUGAAACCAAAGGUUGUUUUAGAUGCUGGGUUAGCUUUGGCAUCAUUGGUCAUUUGUGAGGAAGCACUUGAGCGAGAAUUGAUUAUCUCAGCUUCUUAUGUUCCGGGAAUGGAAGUUACAUUAUCAAGCCGAUUAAAAAGCCUGUAUAGUUUAUACAGUAAGAUGAAACGAAAGGAUAUAAGCAUUGAUAAAGUAUAUGAUACUCGUGCAUUAAGAGUAGUUGUUGGAGAUAAGAAAGGAACCUUGCAUGGGCCUGCAGUUAAAUGUUGCUAUAGUCUUCUUGAUAUUGUACACAGGCUUUGGACUCCAAUAGAUGGUGAAUUUGAUGACUACAUCAUUAAUCCUAAGCCUAGUGGCUAUCAGUCCUUGCACACUGCUGUCCAAGGUCCUGACAACUCACCUUUAGAAGUACAAAUAAGAACACAGAGGAUGCAUGAGUACGCUGAACAUGGACUUGCUGCACAUUGGCUUUAUAAGGAAACUGGAAAUCCUUUUUCAUCCAUAGACAGAAUGGAUGAACCUGAAACAGAAGCAUCCUCCUAUUUCUCCAAAGAUAUAGAAGAGGAAAAUUCUCCAGAUAGUUUAUUAGGUAGAUAUAAGUCAUUAAAGGCUGGGCAUCCGGUCCUCAGAGUAGAAGGAAGUCACUUACUUGCUGCUGUUAUCAUCAGUGUAGAAAAUGAUGAAAGAAAUUUGUUAGUUGCUGUCAGCUUUGGGCUACCAGCCUCUGAAGCAGUAGGUGACAGAAGAUCUUCUUUCCAGAUUAAGCAAUGGGAAGCUUAUGCACAACUAUUCAAAAAGGUGUCUGAUGAAUGGUGGUUUGAACCAGGACAUGGGGAUUGGUUUACUUGUCUAGAGAAGUACACACUAUGUCGAGAUGGUAUGUAUCACAAGCAAGACCAAUUUGGGCGCCUACUGCCAACAUUCAUCCAGGUUAUCAAUUUUACUGAGGAAGAAGAAUCUGAAUACUGGGAUGUUGUUUCUGCGGUGUUUGAGGGCAGGCCAGUGGAUUGCAUUACAUCACGGCCAAAAUUUGACUUUGUUGCAUCAACUUCUGUGGAUGCUAGCAUCAAUAACAAGGUGCAACUCUUGAGAACAAUGCUUUCCUGGGAAGAGCAAUUGCGCUCGGAAGUGAGUAUCAAGCAAAUAAAGCAGGAUGCAGAGCUUUAUGAUCUUCAUGGUUCUCUUAACCUUGGAGAAGUGGUAAUUAUAUGUUGGCCUAAUGGUGAAAUUAUGAGGUUAAAAGCUGGCAGCACUGCUACUGAUGCGGCUCUAAGAGUUGGUUUGGAUGGAAAGCUGGUUUUGAUUAAUGGACAGCUAGUACUGCCCAAUACGAAACUCAAAGACGGUGAUGUUGUUGAAGUAAGAAUCUAAAUCAUUCGUUUGUUAAAAAGAUGUAAAUAUUUCUGGGUUGUGUCAUGCACCCUGUUAGAUUGAACAGAAAAUGAAAAUAGGCAGAUUUCAUUUGUCAUAUAUUAAUUUGGAAGUGGGGAUUCUUGAUAGAACAACGUUCCUUUGACUCCAACAUGUUGGAUAACAAAUGCAAAAUCAUGUAAAUACUUUUUUCGCUGUUACUUA